Tupaia belangeri chinensis (Chinese tree shrew) is the source of this 3235-nucleotide messenger RNA. It is a transcript of the gene KBTBD2, whose product is annotated as kelch repeat and BTB domain containing 2. The record is from RefSeq and is a predicted model, not a curated record. The coding region runs from base 606 to 2477 and encodes 623 amino acids. The transcript is spliced from 4 exons. NCBI's taxonomy places the organism in Eukaryota, Metazoa, Chordata, Mammalia, Scandentia, Tupaiidae. Gene Ontology annotation, molecular function: protein binding.
GACCUGUGGAGGGACGGAGGAAGGAGGGCGGCAGUGGUGCGGGGACUCAGCCCUUUGUGGUGGGGCCCGCUACCGCGGCAUCUUUCAAACCCAAAGCGCUUCCGCCGCGAGCGGGUGAGGGGCGCGGGCGCCUGGCGGUGCCCUUCGCACGGGCCUCAGCGCGGCCCCGGUGGAGAGGAGUGUUUCUGGCCGCGGCUUUGCGGCGCUUCGGCUUCCAGUUGUUUCACUUAACGUCUCGGGAAGCGUUGGCGAUUUGCUAGGCCGAAGGAGAGCAAUCCAGUUAUUCCAGAUGAUCCCCUGGACAAAGGAUGUUGCCACAAAAUCUACCUAGCUUAUUUUUCUCCUUCACUCAUGAGCUGCACAGUUGCAAGUUUGAGCAAGAUAUCUACAGACUGUGUUGAAAAAUUAACACAGGAUGACCUAGGAGUGAUUCUAAGCCUAUAACAAGAUAUAAUACUCAUUAGUGAAUUCAUCACUCUUCGUUUUGAAUGCUUCAGAUAACAGCAAGUAGACUUUCUCCUUUAUUUCUGAAGUAUUCACUUGGCCUUCCAUCAGUAACACUGACUUUUAUCAUCGGUUCUGGGAGAGUUUAAUGGAAUACAGUCAUGUCCACUCAAGACGAAAGGCAGAUCAAUACUGAAUAUGCUGUGUCCUUGUUGGAACAGUUGAAAUUGUUUUAUGAACAGCAGUUGUUUACUGACAUAGUAUUAAUUGUUGAGGGCACCGAGUUCCCUUGUCAUAAGAUGGUUCUUGCAACAUGUAGCUCUUAUUUCAGGGCCAUGUUCAUGAGUGGACUAAGUGAAAGCAAACAGACACACAUACACCUGAGGAAUGUGGAUGCUGCCACCUUACAAAUAAUAAUAACUUAUGCAUACACGGGUAACUUGGCAAUAAAUGACAGCACUGUAGAACAGCUUUAUGAAACAGCUUGCUUCCUACAGGUUGAAGAUGUCUUACAACGUUGUCGAGAAUAUUUAAUCAAAAAAAUAAAUGCAGAGAAUUGUGUGCGAUUGUUGAGUUUUGCUGAUCUCUUCAGUUGUGAGGAAUUAAAACAAAGUGCUAAAAGAAUGGUGGAGCACAAGUUCACUGCUGUGUAUCACCAGGAAGCAUUCAUGCAGCUGUCACAUGACCUACUGAUAGACAUUCUCAGUAGUGACAAUUUAAAUGUAGAAAAGGAAGAAACAGUUCGAGAAGCUGCUAUGCUAUGGUUGGAAUAUAACACAGAAUCACGAUCCCAGUAUUUGUCUUCAGUUCUUAGCCAAAUCAGAAUUGAUGCACUUUCAGAAGUAACACAGAGAGCUUGGUUUCAAGGUCUGCCACCCAAUGAUAAGUCUGUGGUUGUUCAAGGUCUGUAUAAGUCCAUGCCCAAGUUUUUCAAACCAAGACUUGGAAUGACUAAAGAAGAGAUGAUGAUUUUCAUUGAAGCAUCUUCAGAAAAUCCUUGUAGUCUUUACUCUUCUGUUUGUUACAGCCCCCAGGCAGAAAAAGUUUACAAGUUGUGCAGCCCACCAGCUGACUUACAUAAAGUUGGGACUGUUGUAACUCCUGAUAAUGACAUCUACAUAGCAGGGGGCCAAGUUCCUCUGAAAAACACAAAAACAAAUCACAGUAAAACAAGCAAACUUCAGACGGCCUUCAGAACCGUGAAUUGCUUUUAUUGGUUUGAUGCUCAACAAAAUGCAUGGUUUCCAAAGACCCCGAUGCUUUUUGUCCGCAUAAAGCCAUCUUUGGUUUGCUGUGAAGGCUAUAUCUAUGCAAUUGGAGGAGAUAGUGUAGGUGGAGAGCUUAAUCGGAGGACUGUAGAAAGAUAUGAUACUGAGAAGGAUGAGUGGACAAUGGUAAGCCCUUUACCUUGUGCAUGGCAGUGGAGUGCAGCAGUUGUGGUUCAUGACUGCAUUUAUGUGAUGACACUGAAUCUUAUGUACUGUUAUUUUCCAAGAUCCGAUUCAUGGGUAGAAAUGGCCAUGAGGCAAACUAGCAGGUCCUUUGCUUCAGCUGCAGCUUUUGGUGAUAAAAUUUUUUAUAUCGGAGGGUUGCAUAUUGCUACCAAUUCUGGCAUAAGACUCCCUUCUGGCACUGUAGAUGGCUCGUCAGUAACUGUAGAAAUUUAUGAUGUGAAUAAAAAUGAGUGGAAAAUGGCAGCCAACAUCCCUGCUAAGAGGUACUCUGACCCAUGUGUUAGAGCUGUUGUGAUCUCAAAUUCUCUGUGUGUAUUCAUGCGAGAAACCCACUUAAAUGAGCGAGCUAAAUAUGUCACUUACCAAUAUGAUCUGGAACUCGACCGGUGGUCUCUGCGGCAGCAUAUAUCAGAGCGUGUACUAUGGGACUUGGGGAGAGAUUUUCGAUGCACUGUGGGCAAACUUUAUCCAUCUUGCCUUGAAGAAUCUCCAUGGAAACCACCAACUUACCUUUUUUCACCAGAUGGGACAGAAGAGUUUGAACUGGAUGGAGAAAUGGUUGCACUACCACCUGUAUAGUUGGGGAGUUCUGGGAAUGCAUGCCAGAUUUAUGUGCGUUGUCAUUUUUUUGCUAAGGAAGAGAGGCUAUGAAAGGACUAAAAAUGAAUACAUAAAAAUUUAUCUUUGAUAAAUUUUAUUUUUAUGCCCUACUUAAUAUUUGCAUCACUAUAAUAUAUAUAUCAGUGAGUCUUACAGAAAGAUUUGCUUCCAUAAUAUGAAAUAGAUUAUUCAAUAAUUGAGAAACUUUUAUGUAUCAUGAAAGCAUAAGAAUCUGGAUUAUCUAACAUUGUUAGCCCUGUGUAUGUACAGCUCAAAAACUUCACUUAUAAAAAUAGUUUUCUGUUUCUAGUGUGAUAUAUUAUAAAUUGUGCUGAAGUUAUUUUAGUAUAUGUAUCUAAUUCCCGUGCUUCUGCUCUGAAGCCCUGGAAUACAUUUUUUUUUCAGUGUAAUCAAUUCAACUGCACUUAACACUAAUGUCUAUGUUGGUAUAGAAUUGUUGUCUAAAUCCUAUACUAUAAUUAAGAUCUUCCAUAAUUUUAUGGUAUUACACAGGGAAAGCUAUGACUGCAGGAUCAGUCUAUACUAUUAGGUGCAUGUAUUUUCUUUUCACUAACUUAUACUUGUCUGUCUAGAAUACAGGUUGUCCGAUCAGCUGGUCACUUACCAGGGGUGGACUUAACGUUGCUGGGCUUGCAGUAAGAAUUGCUAGCCCCUCAUUGUGCGGGUCUGUGUGGAGCUUUAAUCAUUAAAGACCUCCACUUUGUGUAUUACAUUAA